Molecule: messenger RNA, 756 nt
Organism: Microthlaspi erraticum
Lineage: Eukaryota; Viridiplantae; Streptophyta; Magnoliopsida; Brassicales; Brassicaceae
Source: the annotation of a GenBank genome assembly
AUGUUUCCAAUCGGAAAUCUGCUGGAUGCCUCGCUCCUCCCACUUUUCCACAUAGUCGCAGCCUUGCUUUCCACAAGUACCUACAGAUCCACAGCCUUGCUCUCGACCCAUGGCACGAAGUCCGAGGUAGCCGUCUACCAUAAUUUCAAAUCUCCUUUCUACGGCCACAAUCCUCCUCUGAAGGCUCCACAUAGCUCAACCAUCUCGAGCGUUCCAGGAGCAGCGCAAAGAAUCGUCUCCUUCACGGAGAGACCACAUCCAUCAACGUCCUGCAAAAGAAGAAGCCCAAUGUGGAAAGAUUCAUCAGCAGAAGCCCACCUCAAUAUCAUACCGGCUCUUGUCGACGCUUUAUCUUUAGGUGUAUGUUGUGUUGAUCCUUCCUCUGUGAUGAAGAAACAACAGUCCAUAAUUGUCGGGUUAUCCACAGAUUAUGUUGACUUAGAUUCUGGAGUACUGCCAACUUACCGCUGUACCUCUGAAUCUACAUCCGCAGCUCUAGAGUAUUGCCAGCUUACCGGCGUAUCUCUGAACUCCCUCCCCUCCUUUUUGGAGAAAGCCUUUCAACGCUCAUCAGGAGCUAUCAUCGUUCACUUGUCUUCAAGGACAGAAGAACUUGCCCUUUCUAAAGGGAUCUCGGUUAUUUUCUACGAAUCUAACCUUUUAUCUAUCUUUAGCAUGCUUUGUACUUUGCUUCUCGCACCUUGUUCGGACUCUUUGGCAUCGAGCUUCCGAUUUUGGUUUGUAACCGGUUUCUAA